UAUAUCCCGUAUGUAUGUACCAAGACCGAUCGCUCCUUCUCUUGAACCGCCAGUACUCUGGAUGAUUUAGUUUUCUGAAUUCCCCAUCUUGAUCGGGUUAGCGUUUCCAUAAGGACUCCUCUGUAGUAGUACUCUUACCUUCUACCCAUAGUAAUUAAUUUCCUGGCAUUUUUCUCGUCCGCGUGAAUAGAUCGUGCAGCGAUGCAUGCAUUCCGUUACCGUUAGUGGUAAGGAAUUUAUUUUCAGCAGACACUACGUGCUGCACACAGAUGCCAGACAGACAGCUAACGCAUGAAGACUACCACACCACACCCGCGUCGUCAGACGUUUCGUGUGACGGUUAAGGAAGAAGGAGGAGUAACUCGCAGUAGUUUUACUACCCACUCUCUCCUGUCACCACCACCAUAGAUUCACUAUUUCACUGUGGGAACUGGGAACCCUUCUUUUUUAGGAGGCCAACCUCACAAUCACAAAACUACGGUUCAGGCAAGAGCCAGAGCUUGAGCUCCACGAGGAACAGCUACCGAUGGCGUUUCAAACCGGCAACAAUUGAUGGCGAUUCUGCUGCACAUUUACUCCGAUCCCCUUCUUGGUUAGCGCACUUGCAUGCGUAUGGACGAAUCGUCUACCGUAAACUCUCAGUAACCUCCGUCGCAUGCGCAGGAGUUACUGUCUCAGACUGAGCAGUUUACUGCCUUCCUGCAUUGCAUGCAUGCAUGUUGACCGUAGCAGAAAUACUCCAGUAGUAGUUGUAUAUACAAUUCCUGCAGUGUCGAUUCUGAACUGAACUUUGAGAUGGGAUCUUGCGUGAGAAAUGCUGAUGAAUAGGCGUAUUCAUUGGGAUCGGGUCCCCGGCCGGCCUCCCACGAAACAUACUAUGUGGCCAGCGCAGUUCGUAUUGAAUUCGACUUAGAUUUACGGGGUGGUUUGGUCACUUGGUCUCGCCGGGAUUCGGAUGUGCAUUUUGGUUUGGGACCAGGUUGGCAUCUGUAGAGCAUGCGUACGUGCAUACUGCUGUGCUGCGUAGGUAUCGCCCACUGCAUUCACGCUGGCCAACACAAGGGAGAUGGGAGUAAAUGUAAGAUCUGAAGGACGGACCAUUUCAAAAUGUAUGGAGGAGUACUGUUAGUACUUAGUAGUACUACGUUUGAUCUUAGCCAAAUGGACGAGAAAGGAGUACAAUUUGUACUUAGUUGCUGGGACUUGGAUUCUGAAUUUGUUUUCAACUUGCUAUAAAAUACUCCCUCUGUUUUUGUCGUGGUUUUAUAUCAAAUUUGCACUAAAAUCACGACAAAAGUUUAGAAACGGAGGGAGUAGUUUAUCAGGAGUUUUGCAGUCAGCAAUCUGAAGGCUGAAGCACCCUCCUGCUAAUAGACUGAAUUUUCCUUGUGUGACAUUGUGCAGUCCAAUUAUAGUUAACUUUUCUAGGCAAUGGGGCAGUCCAGUUUAGUGCAGGACUUACUGAGCUCGGCAGACGCAAGAACCAUUAAUUUCUUGGUCUUUUCUUCCCACGGGCCGCAGAGCUGAAAGGAGCUGCAGAAAUACAGGUUGGGUGCUACCUUUGUCAAACACAGCAAUGAGAGCCUGAAACUGUUGUCAGAUACUUGUAGGCAGCAAAUGAUGAAGAUCCAAUGCCAGCAAAUAUGCAAACCAUUUUUUCGUUGUCUUUGUUGAUCUUGUGGGCUCGGCCUCUCAUCUGCCAGAGCAAAUGCUCUGUCUCCAUCCUUAUUGCGAUGAUUUUGUUUGUCUUCCUCCGGGUAAGGGCCCGAUCACGUCGGAGAGCGGCUACCUGAAGCGGCAGCUCUCAGAGUCGAGCGACAUCGCCGUGGACCUCCCGGCGGGGCUCACGCUCGACGACUUCGCGGGCGCCGUGGCGACCUGCUACGGCGCCGCCGCCGACGUGGCCCUCUCGCCCGCGGGCCUCGCGGCUUCAUGGGCCGCGGCGGGCUGGCUGGAGCUGAGCGCGGAGGAUGGGCUGGCCCGCCGCGCCGAGGACUACUUCUUCCGGGAGGUGGCCGCGGACAAGGGCCGCGCCGCGCAGGUGCUCCGGUCCUGCGCGCCGCUCCUCGGCGGCGGCUGCGGCGAGGCCGCUGCUGCGCUGCUCGUGCGGUGCCUGGAGACGCUCGCGGCGGCGUCCGGCGGCGGCCAUGGCGGGUGGCUGGAGGACGUGGCGGCGCUGCCACUGGAGGAGUUCCAGGUGGUCAUGGAGGCCAUGCGCGCGCGGUUCGCGCAUGACCAUGACCUCAUGUACACCAUCGUGGAUCACUACCUCGAGAACCACAAGGGGAAGCUGACGGAGGAGGACAAGAGCCGGCUGUGCUACAACGUGAACUGCGCCAACCUGUCGCACCACCUCUUCAUGCACCUGGUCCAGAACCCGCGCCUCCCGCUCCGCUUCGUCGUCCAGGCCAUGCUCGUCGAGCAGCUCCACUCCCACCACUCCAUGCUCCUCACCCACCACCACCACCCCGCCGCCGCGGUCUCCGCCGCGCCAUUGCCACCGCUGCUCCUCAAGAGGUCCGUCUCCGGCCACGGCACGUUCAGCGCCGGAGCCGGGGACGCCGCCGGGGCCGGCAUGUCGCUCGGCGACAUCCUGCAGCGGGACGCCGUGAUGCGCCAGUCUGCGCACAUCCGGGCGUCCAUGCAGGCCACGGGGCGCCGCAUCGACGCCCUGGAGCGCGAGCUCGCGGGGCUCCGCGGCCGCCUCCGCCGCUCCGAGCAGCAGGCGGCGGCCUCGGCCGCGAUCAUCGACGACCGCGCGUCAGCCAAGUCCGCCAGCUUCCGGAUCCCGCGCAACCGGCUCUGGGACGGGGAGGACGUGACCCCAUCCGGCACCGGCAUCGGCGCCGGGAAUGACAGCAGCGUCGGCGCCAAGGUGGGCGGCAUCAGGUCGCGGCUGCUGCACGGGUUCAAGAACCUGUUCGGCCGGAGGCCACCAGGGGCUAACGGCAACGCGCCGCCCGCGAGCAGUAAUGGCGGCACCGCGGAUGUCUUCGUGGGCGAGAAAGGCUCCUCGCCGGAGCCGGGCGAGGAGGAGUACUGGAGUCGGCCUCACCGGAGGAACCUCUCGGUCGUGUGAUCGCUCUGGUCUCUGAAUCGGUGCGGAGGUAUAUUCCUGUGUCAGAGUGUCAAGACGACUAUGAGUAUCAGAUUACAUCGGCACCGUUGAUUCUCACACGGCCGGCCAUAUGAUUUUACAUUGUUCUGGUGGAAAUUUUUGGCCCUUGCGUGCAAGUUUUUAGGAGCCACCCGAUCUCGGGGUUUAACUUGAGCAUGUCGAUACUGGAAUUCGAGUGAAUUGUACUGUUUGCACCACAAAAUCUUGUUUAUUGACAGCACCACAUGAUCUUGUUACAGUCGUGCAAAACGAAACACCGGGACAUGCUAAGAUGGGUAAUAUUUCGGACCCAGGUUUUCAAUAUUGGCCUAUUGGGUGUGUCAAUUGGUGUAUUUCUGACAUUGGAUGGAUCAAACACACUAUGAUUUUAUUUUUUUA
Messenger RNA from Brachypodium distachyon (stiff brome), 3496 nucleotides. Its product is annotated as BTB/POZ domain-containing protein At3g49900. The record is from RefSeq and is a predicted model, not a curated record. Lineage: Eukaryota; Viridiplantae; Streptophyta; Magnoliopsida; Poales; Poaceae. The transcript is spliced from 3 exons. The coding region runs from base 1709 to 3079 and encodes 456 amino acids.